CACAUUGAUGAUACAUAGAUUAAAAAGUCGUUCACGUAUCCUGUAAAUAUGGCUACAAGUGAAUUAUUUGCAGGAUAUGACCCAGCAGGAGAUGAUAGCGAUGAUUCAUUUAUAGCACCUUCACAAGAUGGUUCCGAGGUUUAUGAUGCACCUAUUAAUGCUGACGCAGAUGAUGGAGAGUCGGAUCUAGAGUUUCUUUUUGGCCAGGAGAAACCAGACGACUCUAAAAAGACAAAGAAAAAAUCCCGGUCAAAAUGGGAAAAAGAGUUAGACCGUCGGCUUCGUGAGGCCAGCUCCCAUUAUGGUGACGUUGACAAUAUAGAGCUGGACAUAAAACAGCGAAUUGACCAGCUGUAUGAGUACUCGGAACGCAGACAGAGUGUAGAAUCUGAGAUACUUGCGCUAUUUAGCGGAUUACUAACACGUGAGCAGUUCACUGUUGAGACAGCUCCAACUCAGGAAAAUGUUUCCAGUGCUAUGCCCAUGGAUAAUACACUUCAUUCAUCAUCGGAGGUAGACCGGGCAAUGGAUAAAGUGAUGAAAAAGCUCAUUCGCCAGACGUUCCGUGGUCGCAAUCCUGAGGGUAGAUUUGGUCCUUUAGGAGCCUCGGAAGAAACUAGACCUUCUGGCACUCAAACUAAGGUGAAUACCAUUAUCAAUAUAAGCAAUGAAGCUCUGGCUAAUAUGCAGGAUUUGAAUACGCUUUUGCAUCGUGAGCGCGAGGGUGAUUAUGUGGAGUUGGACGGUGUACCGUUGUAUAAGCAUACUCGUUACGGUACGCUAUAUAUAAUAGAAAGCGGGCUGAUGGUAACGCACAUUUUGCCACUUUGUUCAAAGCUGAUGCAGGAAUCGUCUACAAUGGAAAACAACAUCAACCCUAUUAUACAGGAAGUUAUCUAUUUAUUAUAUCAGUUAUCCCAACCACCCAGUGAAGCUUGGUACAAUUAUUGGAGGGAAGCACAGCCACAUUACCGUGCUUUAGCGGUAUCACAGCAAUACGAUCAUGAUGCUGUGAUAUCAACUGAGUUAAAACGCCGGUCAGGCAUUAUCGGCCAAUAUAUACAUGGGCUUGUAUCGCUACGCACUGCUAUGUUAUCUAGUGACCUAUGGACUCUAGUUGGCGAGUUUCGUGUGAAUCUAGAGAACUUCAAGAUUUCAGGGUAUAGGACCGCCGAACAAAACCAGCAUGUUGCAAUGCUGAAACAUCGACAGAAUGCACUAGCCAACGAGCGUGAUGCUCUGAUAGCUGAAGGUGAGGAUAGUGAUGACAAUUCAGAGGAAAACGCUGUGGGAGGUAGGUUACGGAGAGAACACAGCGCAAACGAAACGCGUAAAAGGCGUAUACAGGAAUUGCGCACUCAACUUUAUGAAGUCAAUGAGGAACUGGCCAAAGAGCGUCAGGCGCAUAUGGAAGCUGAGCAACAAACACGGCUGCACUGUAAGACGAUACGUUUGCUUAUAUCAAACAUUCUAGCCGUUCCUGGUGAUGGAUUGUCACUUUUAAGCUUGUUGCAAGAAAGUGGAUUAAUGUCUGUAUUGCGUGAAGAGGUUAUUGCGUGCUUUAAACAGUGUCAUCGUGCGUUCACAGUAUCUGAUUCAGGGGAUAUCAUCCCGCAUCCUGCAUAUAUAAAUGAGGGCCAGCGUGAAACAAUUUGGGACCAUUUGCGCUUGGUACACUCUAUUCUGGUAUCUAUUGACAUUGGCCGGUUUUUAUCUAUGUCAUAUGCCGGCGUAUAUACUGAACAAAUGCAGAUGAACGACCUCCUCUUAAGAUCUGCUGAGGGGCAAACAUCUCGAAAGGUGGACAACGAUGCUUUGGUGGAUCUUAUACGGUUGAACCCCAAAUUAGCGCGUUUGAGGUUGAAGAACCCGAGCAAAGUUCCAGGGUUUAUUAUUAACGAGCGUUUUGGCGGUACCCGAAGUCAACAAAGCUAUGGGCAUUUAUUUUGUUUCCCAGCUUUAAUUCACCUUGAUACACCUUUUGAUAUAUCACAGGGAGACGUAUCUAAGGGUCAGAAUACCUACCAUCCAACUUUACCUUUAUCGGCGUCGGUUCUAUUGUCCCUCCAAGGGGAGCUACAUAAGAUCAUAGGGAUUGAUAGUGAUUUUGAGUACUGCCAUUGGCCCGAUUUGGAUAGCGACAAUUCUAUAUACUACGAACUAGGCGUUGUAUUAUCGUUAUGCUUCGCUGAUCUCAUGCGUGAAGCAGAGGAUCGUUACUUCCAGUCAACGGACUAUCAGUUGCUACUUGAUCUUCAUUCAUGGGUGGUAACAUACUAUCGCUGCUUGUAUUCAUAUAUAAGUGAGAAAUCGAAGAUGGAAGGUAAACAGGCACCACCUGAGUCGUACCUUCUCCUGGUUCUCCGUAGAUAUGUUGGAGGCGAUUCACUAUGUGCAAAAAUUUCAUGCGAGUAUUUAUGGAAAUUGAUUCGCAAGCAUUCUUUGUCCAAAAGCACACACUUUGGGGCUACUAGUGCUUUGCGUGCUUUGUAUGCUACCCUUGUUCUUAUUGACAUGUUUCAGGAUGUUGGUGACAAUUUGGCUAUAAUGCGCAUUUGUCAAGAUACAUUGUCUAUGUACUUGUCUGGAGAUAUAAGGUCUGCCAUAUUUUGGAUUUUGCGCAAUUUUAAAUUACUAGCUCAUCCGGGUAAUUUAUUUUGGUUUGCAAUAUCCAAUCUCCAUAUGUUUCGCAAGGUUAUGCGACAUAUCGGUUCAGUUACCUUCACUGUAGACAAGGUCACUUCGGAAUCGAUGGCAUAUGGCGGCGACUCAGACGUAACUGAUGAUGAAGCACCUCGUACGAAGACUAUUAUCGUGACUUAUGAAUCUAUAUUUAGUUCGCGCAACCGCAAUACAACCAACGAUGACAUUCUCUUCAACGGAAGGGUAAUAUACAACUGCGUUGCAAUGCUGGCAAAUUUCAGGACAAAUUCAGCUUAUUUGAACGAUAUGCUAGUAUCUCAUAUUGAGAUUCUCCCGAUUCCACUAUUAUAUGAUGUAAAGUAUUUAUAUGUUUUCAGUGAUAUUGCUAUGGAUUCAAAUGUCUGGAGAAAUGCACGGUUGCGAUGGGUUGGUGACUUGUGCGUACAUUUGAUGGAGUCAUUUUUUGAUUCAUGGCUUGGACGUGGCAAUAGAUUUUUGCCAGGUGAGAUAUUUUUCAACAAAAGUUCAUCUUCUAUACGGGGUCCAUUCCGACCAACUGCACCCGAUAACAUUGUACCCAUAUCAAGGGGUUACAUCCACUCUGAUUUGUUAAAUGAGUUCAUUCGCCGUCCUGGAGCCACUGUAUUUGAGGUGUCCAAGGACAUCCAUGACAUCAAAAUCGGGGCCACGUGGGAUCCAUCGGAUGACCCUAUAUUGAUCAAAUAUUACAAGCAAUUUCAUUAUCUUGACGACCCUGUGGAAUUCAUAUCGGAACUUUUGGGUUGUCGUACUUUUGAAGUGAACCGUCGUCUUCGUGAACUGAAGCUUAUUGGCGUUGAUUCUCCUUCCACAGGCACAAAUGAGAAACUGCGCCAGAUUUUGGAACGAUUGGUAUCAAAAUUUAAUGAGGAAGCCAUUAAGGUUAUUUCUGAACUCCAAGAAAACAUCAAUGAAGCGAUUGAAAUGCAGCGUCUUGGCGGCCUCGACUCUGUAUGUCAGGUAAUGGAACCAUUUUCUGCGUCUAGUCAUAUGCUAGAUUCAUCUGAAUUCAAGGAUUUAAUAAACAUACUCGGGUUGUCUCAUGAUUGGGUACUUCCCAAAGACAUUUCCUCUUUAUCUAUGCAGCUACCAGUGCUCCUAGAUACGGAUAGUUACACCGGGGGUUCACACACUCAAACGAAGCAAAGAUUUAGCUCUGUUCAUGGGCCAAGUGAUGGAAAGCCGGAUACUAACUUGUCGGAAUCUAGGGAAGACGAGGAUAUCCACCCAGAUAUCGAUAUGUAUGCACCUUCUGUUGUAUCAAGUCGUGAUAUUGCUCGAUUAUUACUGCAUAUACUUGAAGAAUUGCACAAGCAUAACGAGAUAAUAGCCAUAGGGGAUAUUAUCAUAGAAGCACUAGCUCUGGUAGAAUCCGCUACAGUCAUUGGCACCGCUCAGUCUUUAUGCAACAGCCUACCUCAGAAUGAGUCUUGUUUGAAUAAGUUGCGCGCUUUGUUAUUGGUAGCCGGUGUUUAUGUCGAGCCUCCAAUGCUCCGUUGCACUGCUAUGCUUAACCAGGUGAUUGCUACUGAUAGGCUUCAAGUUGCUCUCAACUUGAGUAGAUUACCGUUACACCGGCUACGAGAUAUAGUAAGACAGGAAAUCAGAUCUAAAGAGGACUUACGGAGGCUUGGUAGAACAGUUGGCAAUUCUGAGGGUGAUAUCAACGGUUCCUACGACAUGAACAUGGCUGGAUACAACGACCCUAUGGAGGAGUAUCUGGAUAUAGGCACUUCGCCCAAUUUCAAGUUGCCGAAUAGAUAUACACGUAAACGACGGGGCAGGGGUGGCAUGGUCCUUUCAGACACUACGCAUGGGCGUAAGUUCCUAAACAAAGGUUAUGGUAUUGAUGACGAGCAGGAUAUUUUAGACUCGGCCUCCACCACUAUCGAACAGCACGGCGCGGAACUUCAGUUAGUAGUAGACGAGGUGUACCGUUGUAUUUCGUCUGGUAAAUUGCGAAUCGAUGCUGAGGACUUGAUGAGUGUGGCUGAAGAUCAUAACUGUGAAGUAUCUUAUACAACUAUACGCAACAUUUGCAAAUCCAUUGGCGCUAUUGAGGAGCGUGAAAAGGACAAACUCUGGCUGGUAUGGGCUCCAGAGGCUGCUGAAUCUGCCAUUGCAGCGUGCAUUGAGACUUUUACGAUGAUCCCUAAUGUUCACGGUCGUUUUGGCGGUCCGUCCCCCAAUGCUUUUGGUGUUCUUUCUGAACGGGAUCACUUAUCAGUGGACAAUACACCUCUCCGCCGUCUUGACGUGGACACGAGUUUGGUUUCUUCUAUCUAUGAGGAAUCACUGACACUUGCUCGUGAAGGCCGUUUACGAAACAAAUUGAAGACUCGUGGCGACUUACAACGUCUACUGGGUUAAUUCCAGUA
Babesia bovis T2Bo is the source of this 5060-nucleotide messenger RNA. RefSeq lists its product as uncharacterized. The coding region runs from base 49 to 5052 and encodes 1667 amino acids. NCBI's taxonomy places the organism in Eukaryota, Apicomplexa, Aconoidasida, Piroplasmida, Babesiidae. The transcript has a single exon. The record is from RefSeq and is a predicted model, not a curated record.